Mesorhabditis belari is the source of this 2394-nucleotide messenger RNA. Lineage: Eukaryota; Metazoa; Nematoda; Chromadorea; Rhabditida; Rhabditidae. The record is from the annotation of a GenBank genome assembly.
AUGAGGGGAAAACUUGAGGAAGCCUCUAAUGCGCUAUUCAACAGCAUUGAAAUAGCGCACGUUUUUCUGGUGAUCAAGUCUUUCAUAUCUCAAUUUUAUAAUGAUACAUGGGAGGUCGAGCUGCUAUCUCCUGAAUCUUUGGAGACAACUAUACGAGAGGACGAUGAAAUCGAAAGCUUUACGAAUGUUCAAAAAAUGAAACCCACUUUGAGCGCCAUAGAGACAAUAAUAAAGGAAAUCCUUGAGCCAAGUAACGAAACGAAAAACUUGGUGGCAAAUGCCCAGGAAUUCUUGAACCAAUACUCGGGCAUUUUUCAAGGAGCCGCCGACGUAGCGGAAAGCAUUUCUCGUUCGUCGCGGAAGGAUAAAAAAGCUAUCGGUCUAACAUCUCCUCCCCCAUCUUUUAAAUACAUACCUACGCAUUCGGUAGUGACGAAGGGGAAUAAGGCUGUUGAGCAAAAAAGCGAGAUUUCCCCCGUUAAAUUAUUAAAAGAUGUUUUGGAUCAUCGUGUUGUCAUCGAAAACCUUCACCAAAUAAAUAAAGAUUCAAACGUCAAUUAUAAAUCACUUUUGGUAGAAAACCUUCGAAAGAGGAGCAAUUGGAGGCCAGAAAAUGGAAGAGUUUUAAGCGAUAUUCCUCGCUUGGAAUCAUAUUUUGAGCGAUCGGAGCUAGAUGAACUAAAAAAACAGAUAAAAGACGAAGAGGAGAAAUUUUCGACGCUGUUGACCUCGUUUUCUCGGCUCUCCGAACUCCUCUUUGUUUACGAGUCUCUUGAUGAAGUGAGAAGUGAGGCCGAGAUUUGCAAAGAAACUGUGCUUACGAUAGCGGAAAGGAUUGUCGCUUUACAAGACAAGUUCGAGUCGAAGCGUCAAGUGGCCGUUAUCAAGGACAAUCAAAUGUUUGCCGCAUUGCUCUUGAAUGUCAAAGUUUUACUAGUACGCCACAUUCAGCAACUCGAGGACAAUUGGGGGAUUGAUAGUCAUUGGUUUAAGGCAAAACAUUUCUUCGUUCAAAACUCAAUCACUCAAGAAGACACAAAACUGGGCUGGUGGCAACGUUUAAGUGAUCAAUUGCCGAAAUCUGAUCAGGACUUGCUUAUUCUAGAUUCCAAAUCCAAGGAAACCACUUCAACUCAAACUCAAUUGGACCACUAUCGACCACCUUUAAAAGAUACGAGUUUAAACAAAGAACUUCAAAGCGUUUACAAAUAUUUUAAAGAACUUCAAGAUUCUGUCAAAGGGACAAAGGAACCUGACAUGAUUGCAGCAGAAAUAGCGCGCAUUUUGAGCUCAUUGGAAAAUGAAUGGAGAAAGUCCAUAGCAACAGAAGAAGGGAUGGGUUACACUUCUCUAUUAUUUUAUGCGAUGAAUAAAAUUAUCUAUAUUCGCAACGAUUUUAUGGCGAAUUUAUCUAAUUGUUUCUCUUCAAAAUGGCUUCUUGAGCCGAAAGAUCUCUUGAUUGGCUUCAAUAAAGAUUUUCAAAUACCAACUUGGUGUCGAAAUCAAGAGAAUCUUGUAUUGCGACAACUAGAAGACGAAAAGGAAUUGGGGAAUUUCCUCCAUGGCGAUUCGAUAUUCAUUUCAGCUCCAACGCUAUUCAAAUUGCGCAACAUCUUUUUUUCAAAAGAAAAAUUGAAAGUCUUUGCAAAACGAGUUGAUUUGAAUGGUCGAGGAUAUUUGAUACGGGUUGAAACGGACAAUUCAGACAAUUCAAAAGCGAAAAAACUCUCCGGAAAGUGCAAAAGGUUUUUGAUAACCGAGAAAAGCUACAAAGCUUGCGAUUUUCUUCAAUCUUUGAAAUGUCGAUUUGAGGCCUGUGAGAAAGAAAUUGAAGAGCUCGACAAGUUGGAUUGUGAGCUUGAAAACUCUUUGAGCAAACAAAUCGACCAUCUUCGCAAAUUUCUCCAUGAGAUCGAUGAUGAUUAUAAUGCGGCCAACUACGGAGACGAAAGCCUGAGCACUCCGUUGGAGAUGGCAGAAAAGUUAAAAACGGAUUUGGAUGAGCGACAAAAAUUCGGAUUGAGUCCAAUUGCUUUUCUUGACAAGGGGAUUAAAGAAUCGACAGAGGAAAAUUUUCUGAAUUCUCUCGAAUGGGCAUCAAAAUACGAGGGCUUUCAAAUAAAAUGGCUUGAGAAUAGCGGAUUGCGAAAAGGUGAAAAUGAAGACGGAGAAUUGACUGACAGAUGUUUUGUUACCAAAAUUGUUACAAAAGGGCCCUCUGUUCAUGAGCAAUCUUUACAGCAGAAAAAAAUUGCUCAAGCGGAUCAUUGUCUGAUGCAUGCGGUGAUUCUCAGUGUCUCGUUGUGCCCCAUAACCGCUUUCUAUUCUUUUAAAAAUGAUCGACUGCCCAUACGAUAUUUCGAUACACAAGGAAGUGGCCGUUAUUUUAAAGAU